Aureobasidium melanogenum CBS 110374 is the source of this 1065-nucleotide messenger RNA. RefSeq names its product DUF1295-domain-containing protein. Gene Ontology annotation, cellular component: membrane. Gene Ontology annotation, molecular function: oxidoreductase activity, acting on the CH-CH group of donors. The transcript has a single exon. Bases 1 to 1065 code for a protein of 354 amino acids. Gene Ontology annotation, biological process: lipid metabolic process. The record is from RefSeq and is a predicted model, not a curated record. NCBI's taxonomy places the organism in Eukaryota, Fungi, Ascomycota, Dothideomycetes, Dothideales, Saccotheciaceae.
AUGCUGCUUCCUCCCCCGGUCGGCACAGCGCUGCCUCUCGUCAAGACCCUCGCCGACACCGUGGACUUCAGCAAGACCGUCCUUCCCUUCGUCGACCAACUCUAUGCUCUGCCUCAGCAAAUCCUACAAGCAGGCGCCGACACGCAGGCCCUCAAGCAUCUGUAUUUGUCCACCAAUCCUCUGAUAUCCGGUCUUGCCUUUGCGCUGGCAAUCACUCCCAUCUUCCUUGUCGUCUCCGAAAUCAACAGGAACUACUCGCAGGUCGACCGCUGCUGGAGCUUGUUACCUACCGUCUACAACAUUCAUUACGAUGUCUGGGCUCGCCUGAAUGGCCUGCCUACUCAGAGACUCGACAAUGUCAUGGCCUUCAGCGUCUGCUGGUCCAUUCGUCUGACCUUCAACUACUGGCGUCGCGGUGGUUACAGCAUUGGCUCUGAAGACUACCGUUGGGAAACUGUGCGCAGCUGGGUCAAUCGCCCGCUCUUCUUUGUUUUCAACAUCCUAUUCAUCUGCAUCGCCCAGAGUGUUUUGCUCUUCAUGAUCACCACUCCCACCUACGUCCUCAUGCUUGCAUCGCGCCUUUCUGGCCAGAACAUGAACACCACCGACAUCCUUUUCGCCCGCGCUCUCCUGGUCCUCGUCAUCUUCGAAUACUUCGCAGAUGGCUCGCAAUGGAAUUUCCACAAGGCCAAGCACGCUUACCAGAAGACAGCCAAGGUCCCCGCUGGUUGGACACGCGAGGACCUUGAGCCAGGCUUCAACACCACUGGCCUCUUCCGCUACUCGAGACAUCCCAACUUCCUCGGAGAGCAGCUCGUUUGGGUCACCCUGUACCAAUGGUCAUGUGUUGAGACCAAUUCUUUGUACAACUGGACCGGUGUUGGCGCCAUGUCAUACUUGAUCCUCUUCCAAUCUAGCACUUGGCUCACCGAGAAGCUGAGUGCCGAGAAGUACCCAGAAUACAAGAUCUACCAGCAGAGAGUUGGCAAGUUCCUGCCUAAGCUCACUGGUCCCGGUUGGGACGAUUACAUCAACGCCCAGAAGAAGGCUCCCAAGAAGAAGUAG